AUGGAUAGGUCAGAAGAUAAUGAAAUAUAUCGUGAUGAAAUCCUUAGCAAUGAAAGUGAAAAAAUUUGCCAAGAUAAACCCCGCCAUAUUUCUGAUGAACAAAAUAUUACUAUAAUCGAUUCCAGUGAUGAAGAAGACUGUGAUACAAUUAUUGAUGAAGACAACGAUCAUGAUGCAAUUAUUGAUGAAGAAGAAGGCCAUGAUAUAACUAUUGUAGAAAAUGAAGAAGUUCUUGUUUUUACAAUAGAUAA
This is a messenger RNA of Dentiscutata erythropus, 251 nucleotides long. The record is from the annotation of a GenBank genome assembly. NCBI's taxonomy places the organism in Eukaryota, Fungi, Glomeromycota, Glomeromycetes, Diversisporales, Gigasporaceae.